Messenger RNA from Sarcophilus harrisii (Tasmanian devil), 3620 nucleotides. It is a transcript of the gene FAM161B, whose product is annotated as FAM161 centrosomal protein B. The record is from RefSeq and is a predicted model, not a curated record. Gene Ontology annotation, biological process: cilium organization. The transcript has 10 exons. Gene Ontology annotation, cellular component: cilium. The coding region runs from base 104 to 2056 and encodes 650 amino acids. Lineage: Eukaryota; Metazoa; Chordata; Mammalia; Dasyuromorphia; Dasyuridae.
UGGGUUUUCAGUAUCAAGAAGGGAGGGCGGGGCCAGCCCUUGGCGUAACUGGCACGGCGAGCGGCGCCCUUGUCCCUGCUGUCGCUGCAGUCUCGUUGAGAAGAUGACCGUGGAGAGGCCUGCUGCAGCCCGCGAAUGCGGAGAACGAGGAAGCCUGGUAUUUCUCCCCAAAGAAUCCUCAGACACAGAGACAGAGGAAGAACCACAUGGGAAUGGAAUUGUCUUGCACAGGGCAGGGAAACUGGAAGAUUUCCUCCAUGAAGAGACUGAGACAAACUUGACUACCUCCGACUCAGAUGAAUACCUUUAUGAGAUUUUGCAGGCACAGGAAAAAAAAACCAGACACUAUUCAUUCAGACGAAACUCAGUAUAUCAGGCAAAGCUGGAUGAUGAAUCCUCUGUAGAAGACAAAGAACUGGAAUGUUUUUUCCAAGAUAGUAACAGACGGAGACCACAGGCCAAGUUUCAUCAGUCUUUUAGAUCUAACAGUUUGAAGCGGUCCAGCCCCUUCAGUGACCUUACACAAGAAAACCUGUGUAUUCAAGCAAGUUACUUAGCUGCUGCUUCUGGCCACUGCCCACCCAAGAGUACCCUGGCCUGGGUCUCCCUUGUCACAACCCCAGAGCCCUUUCACAUGACACUGCGGGAGGCACAUAGGAAGUCCAGGUGUCUGCCAUCCUGUGCCUCAUUUGAACUAAGAAGACAGCAAGCAGAGAAGCAGGACCAGGAGGAAGCCGAGUGCCAGAAGAAGUUCCAGGCUCAGCCAGUGCCAGCCCAUGUUUAUUUGCCUCUGUAUCAGGAGAUCAUGGAACGAAAUGAGGCCCGCAGACAGGCAGGAAUCCAGAAGAGGAAAGAACUGCUCCUGUCUUCCUUUAAACCCUUCAGCUUCAUGGAGAAGGAAGAACAGAAAAAGGAAGCCAUUCGACAGAAAGGUUCAACAGCAAUGACUCAAGCAAAGACUUCAAAGCAAAAAGUCACCAGGAAGGUCCCCAAAGCAGUAUUGGAGCCAGCCCUGGGUGACAAGCUCAAAGAAGCUGAACUGUGCAGAAAGCACCGCAUACAGAGAAGGGCCACAGAUCUCCUGCAGGCAGCCUCAUCUCCCAUCACUUCUAACAGAUACACUGAUCCAAAGUCUCGGGUAUCCACUCGGACGCGGCAAGAAAAACUGAGUUUCCUGCAGAGAAACUUUGAUUUCCAACCAAGGGUGAAUCCUAGUGUCCCUGACUUUGAGAGUCUUUAUAGAGCCUUCCAAAAAGAAGCUGCCCAGAAAAGGGAGACCCGAGAGGCAACACGAAACAAACCAUUCCAGUUGAGAACUGCUAGUCUUCACCACCGACAGAGACCAAGCAAGGAGUCAGGGGAACCAAAGAAUCUUCCACAGUCACCCAUGGCUCCAUUACAAAGGAGCCGCUCUCUGAAUGGGCUUGUCUCUCUCUCUCCUAACACCCUUCCUGUACACAUCACAGAUGCUACUAGGAAAAGGGAAUCUGCUGUCAGAUGCUCCCUUGAAGAAAAAAAAGAUAAAGAGAAUGAGAGUGCCCUCUGGAUGGAGCAACAUAGGAAGAAAUGUCAAGCUAUGCAUAAAUCUGUGACCUUGAGAGCAAAAGCCAUGGAUCCCCAUAAAAGCUUAAAGGAAAUAUACAAAACAAAGCUGAAAGAGAAUUGGCUGAAUGAUCAAAAAAGGACAAAAGAGUAUAAGAAAGAACUGGAGGAAAUGAAGAGAAGAGUCCAGAAUAGACCAUAUCUCUUUGAACAAGUGACACAGUUCUGUGCCAGGAAAGAGGCAGAGCGCAGAUACCGAGAUAUAUUACAAAAGGUCGGUUUAGAUGAGGACUUUGUUAUGAACAAAGGACAGGAUGCCAUUGAUUUGGAAUGGAGUGAAGAAGACAGAGAAGAAAGUGAUUCCCUCAGCCACCAGGGAAGCAAGGAACUGUUUAGUAGUAGUUCACAGCAAGAUUCAGAAGAAUCCCUAGAAGAAAUGAAACAUACUUCCUCGGAAGAAGAUUUUGCAGACCUGUCCUUUGAAUCACUAGAUACUUCAAAAUCAUUUGCCUGAUCCUUCUCCUCCAAGUACUGCUUUUGGAAAAGAUGCUAAGCCACUAGUUUUCUAUAUUGUAGAAUACAAGACCCUUGUGCUGGGGGAGGAAGUGAAGAUCUACUUUUUUCAGUGAGAACAAAGUUUGAGUCAAAGUCAGAAGCCAAGAAAGAGUAACAGCAAACUUGUUCCAGAUGAUUGAAUGCAGUGCAGUUAUCAUUAAAUCCUUAAUGCACAAAAGGGGUCAGAUUUUUUGCAUGUUGAAAACAUCAGUUGGUGGACUCAUGACACAGUUGUGUUCUGUUUCCAUAACUAUUUGCUUCAUUUAAAUAUAAAGUAUGUAAAAUUGAAGUUUAAUAAUCUUUACAUGGAAAUAUUACAUACCAUAUAAUAUCCAUAACAUUUUUCACCAUUCCUUUUGACAAGCUAGUUUCAAAAGAUUAAAAACCUAAACCUAAACCUCGGCGAUUUAACAAAUCGAAAUAAUUCAGGAAUGAUUAUAAUCACUGGAAAAUUUCAGUAUUUAAAUCUAUUAAUUUUUAUUGUUCUUAACUUUUGAAGUGUAAACAUCCCUUCAUAAUGGAUAAAAUACAUAAUCAAUUUGAAGGGAAAGUCUACUUGAGCAGCUGAAACUAGUAAGAGCAAGGACAACAGUCAAAAUACAGAAAAACUAAGUAAAAAGCUAAAAAUUCUGAAACUCCACCUUAUCAUUGGGUUUCACAAGUACUGUUACUGAAUGGUAAAGAGCAUUCAUUAUUUGCUUUGCAUGAAAAUUUGAGCUGCAAAGUGAAUGAAAAACUAUAAAGUGAAAUAUCCUGAAAAUGUAUAUAUGAAAAAUAUGAGCAAGAUUACUUUUCCAGGAAAAAGAAACAACUAUAAAUGCUUUUAAUGGCAAAUUUUUUUUAAAAACCAAAUAAAAUUGCUUCCAGAAUUGGAUAGUAUAAAAACACUCUUUCGGUAAGAAAAAUAUUGGUAUACUAUCUGCAGCGGUUGAAACGUUUGGUAUACUAUAUGCUAAACAGCUUUGAUUGGUUGUUCUUGCAAGAAUGAUUGGAAGAAUUGCUCCUAUUUUUAAAGAUCUUGGUGACCAAUCAUUUAAGAAAUCAAAAUCUUUCUUUUUUGCAUUGAAAGUAGAUGAAGUAAAGGAUUAAUUAUGAUCACUUGAUUGAAAAAAUAGAAAAUAUAUAAUCUCCCAAAUAUUUUAGUGCAAUUUAAAACUAUUAGAGCUUAAAAUCACAGAGACACUUUGGGGGCACCUUAUAUUGCUAAAACUUAUAUUAGGAAAGAUUUGCUAUUUGACAGACUCAUACAUAAUACUGUCACAAGAUAAAUUUUCAAUACACUUGUUUUUAAAUGGAAAAAAAAUGUUAACUUAGAAUAUACUAGAAGGCAUUCAAUUGAUACCACGUAUCAUUCAGAGAUGUGUUACCACACAAUAGCAAUUUGGACAUAGUAUAUGCUACAGUUCUUUAAAUGACUGAAUAACUUUACAGAAAAUAUACCAAAAGCAUGGCUAUUUGCAAAACCAUGUAAUCAGACAAUAGUAUUUAUGUCUUACUAUAAAGCAUGAGUGGGUUUCUCAUUA